This is a messenger RNA of Colletotrichum lupini, 2448 nucleotides long. RefSeq lists its product as uncharacterized. The record is from RefSeq and is a predicted model, not a curated record. Lineage: Eukaryota; Fungi; Ascomycota; Sordariomycetes; Glomerellales; Glomerellaceae. The transcript is spliced from 4 exons. Bases 1 to 2448 code for a protein of 815 amino acids. Gene Ontology annotation, molecular function: cysteine-type peptidase activity. Gene Ontology annotation, biological process: proteolysis.
AUGUUGUCCCCAUCCGCGGCUAAAUAUCUAGAGGAACUGAACCUCUUUGAGGCGAAAUGCGAGUCCUCCGAUCAACAACUUCUCUCACUCUACGAGCGCUUCAAAACCUCCUACUGUGGUGCAACGGCAACAUCCUCGACAUCGUCUAUCGACUUUCGAAUCUUCGCACUCGCUAACAUCACACCUUAUCUCGUAGAAGCCCUCUGCAGACUUCUCCAUCGAUCGACAAUUGAACGAAUUCCCACGGCUGACAACGUGAAGAAUCGCCUGCAAAGUCUUGCUGUUGGGCUGGAAACUCAGCCGCAUGUCCUUGUUGAAUUUCUCGGGCGCGACAUAUGCUUGAGCCGGACAGCCAUCGGACAUAUCCAGGACUGCCUCUCUGUCCGCCCAGACAUCCGCCUCCCUGACCUGCUCCAACUCCUCUACGACGAGCAGGCCAAGGUGCUCAACAACCCCAAGGGACUGCGCCAGGUCGCCGACAUCACCUUCUUACGGCGCGUGAGGGAAUCUCUCAACCCGGGUGUUGCCAAGACAAAGAAGCUCACCGUUGCCCGACCUGGACCUCCCCCCGGCGCUCGUCACCCAUCCCAGGACGGGUGUGCUGACGACAUCGUCAAAGAAAGUAUGGUCAAUCUACGCCAACCGCCCCGCGAGACGUUGCCGGCGGCUUCUGAAACCCACAAACACACGCUUGUCGACAGUGCCGACACCAUUGUCGGAUCAAACCAGUCUGUAAAUGAGGACGAGUCAUUCUCAUUUGCUGGCAGCGGGCGGUCCUCGCCAGUCAAUUCGCCCGAAUCUGGACGAAGAGCGGGGUCGUGGUUCGAGGACCAAGGCCUGUCCGAAAUGAGCGAUCUCCUUCCACCGGACUCGCCCCAGAACCAACACCUUCCACCCGCAAAACGAAAGCAAUGGGACCCACUACACGAGCAAACAUUCAUACCAGAGGCUGGAGAUGAGAUGAUACAGACAGACAGUAUCCACCAGAAACCGUCGCCUCACGAUAUAGAGCCAGCUAGAGACGAGGAAUUGAAGACACACAACGCCCAUCAGACACCAACGUCUCGGGAUACACAGCCAGAUCCAGGACCCGGGCCAGAGAGCUCCAAAGCGGUCGCUGUGGCAAACAUGCUCAAGGUAACCACGAAGGAGGCUAAGCCACCGCGGGGCGAUUCGGUGAAUAGCGAAAGGUCAAAUGGCGUGCAACGAGGUUCGGCCGAAUCCCGCGUCCAUCCAAAGUCUCAGCAGGCCUCUUUGGACACUCUGAUCGCGGGCCUACAUUGUCUAGACGAUGGUCACAUGCUGAACGACGCCGUCGUCAAUAUCCUAAUUGGAACUCUCGCAUGUGACAGCGUGGGCGUCAUUGACAGUCUCCAGCUCACUAGCCCCUUCAAACCGUCCCCGGGUCUGCAGAUGCGACUGUUGGCCAUGCGUGAAACGAACAUCCUUGUCAUGCCAUGCUUCCACCGGCAAAGCAAUCAUUGGCGGCUCUUUAUCCACUUGAGAGGUUCAGACUCCAUUGCGGAGCUCGACUCGCUGAAUCUUCCAAACAAGCAGGGAUACAACACAGUGAUCCCAAUGGUAGCGCGAAUCCGUGGCCCUCCCGGUCCCACAAGAGUUGAGAAGAUCCGGUGCGCCCAACAAGGCAACAACAUCGACUGUGGCGUCUUUACCGUGGCGUUUGCCAUGAAGAUUGCGCCCGCCACGACAUUUCCUCCGCCAGGCCUCGAAGACCAAGUCGAUGUGCCCGUCUUGCGGCAAAGGUACAAAAAGAUGCUACUGACAUCUACCCUCGCCAGUCCUCCAGCGGCCCUUCUUGCUUUCCGCCCUCUUCGACGAUUACAACCGGGGCCACACAACCAUCUACUAGGGUCGGACAUCAACGUCAUUAACUUCCAACGGCGAUUAUGGGACAAAUGCCGUCAUUUAAGAGUCAUUAGAGGCUUUGAUGACAAUCGAAUCGCCAGUCUACAACUGCAAUCCGAGCUCAUCCAGGCUUCAGCAAUCUGCUGUACCGCAGGCCUCGUCGAUAUGCACCAUUGGCAUGCUACAGCGAUAGACGAGGCAACCAGAGCGGCCACUGCCAGGCGUACGCUCUCUGUUGUGACACAAAUGAGGGAUCAGAUGGCUGAUCUCCUUACGAAAUGUUCUGGAACCCAGAACAGAUACCUUUCCGCCCAGCAGCAAGUGGCUCUUCGGAUGAUGGGAUCUGCCAUUGGCACCGCUAUCAAUGAGUUUCCCGAUCAUACUCAGUCAAGCGCCCAGGCCCCAACCCAGUCCUUGGAGUGGAGUCUCUGGACAAAAUGUGUCGUCUGGUGGCUAACGGCAAGGCGUGCUACAAAUCUGUGCCACAAGUUACAGAAGCAGUGGCAUGCCAACCAUGCACAGUUGGUCGACGCGAGCAGGGAUGAGGCCGAGGCAAUGGGAAUCAUGCACAGGAACAUUUGA